UUUGAGCACAUGUUAAGAGUAGUUAUUAGUAUACAAAAUCAGCUGUACACACAUGUCUGUCACGUCAAGAUUUAAUUUCUUAAGAUUUAUUAUUUAACAAUCUAUUGUAUAAAGCAAGAUUUUAAAAUAUUGUAAUUUAUUUAGGGGGAUCUAUUUUAUAAAUAUAUUUGAUAUAAGAUUUCUUUUAUUCAAUUAUUAUUAACUGUUAUUGACGAAUGUAGUAAUGACGCGUGGUACACGGAUAAAUUUUAAUAUUAAUGUAUUAGUAUCAGAAGUGUUUUGUUUAAAUUAAUAUAUUUCUUAAUAAAAAUACAAGGAAAAAGAAACUUGCCAUGCCAAAAAAUAAACAUCAGCGAAAUGCUUUUUAUUUCUUUAUGUUGGAUUGGAAAAUGCAAGAAGAGAAUAACGGGCGUUAUUUUCCGAAUGGUUUAAAAGAUGUACUGUCAGAUUGGAGAUGCAACAACACUUGGAAAAACCUGCCUUAUGAAGAAAAAGCUUAUUACAAGAAAAAGGAAAAUUUACAUAAAAGUCAAUCAAUUCAUGACAAAAAAACUUGUCACGGGGAGUCAGUAGCUCAACUCGAACAAGCUAGAAUAGAACAGGAGGAAUUUUUGGACAGUACAAAACGAAAUCUAUCAUCAUUGAUUUAUGAAGCGAAGAAAAACAAUAAUAUUCAAAGAUUAAAAUUCUUUGUCGUUCACAUAAAUUAUUUUUAUAGUCGUAUUUUGGACAAUAAUGAAUUAGACUAUUGUCCAGCUGAAAUAGCGAUUGCCGAAUUUAGUUUGGAAGAAGGUGUUACCCGAACUUAUCAUAAAAUCUUCAGAUCGAAAAUUAAAAUUGGCUAUGCUUAUGAAGCAUUAGAGCAUUCUAAAAAUACUCAUCAAAUUCCGAAAGAUAUGGAAUUAGGAGAAGAAAAUUAUAGCUUGAUAUACGAGGAAAUAUGUGAGUUUUUGCAUCCAGGUAGAUCUAAUGGAAAACUUCCAAUAUUGUUUACUCGCUAUAAAGUUGAGAGUAUUAAAUGUCCAGUAAUAAAUGUGCUGAAAACAUUAAGUAAUUUUGAUAACACAUCUCGUGAACCUUUUACAAUAUAUUCGUUCGAAGAACUUUUUUCAAUUUUGCGCAAUAUAAUUUCUGAAGAAAAUAUUGUUGGAAUUAAAUUCGAUAGUAUUGUUGCAUCGAUAAAGUUGAAAAAUGAUCCUUUUGAUUACAAAAAAAGUACUCAAUGUGACUUUCAUAAAGAAGCACAGGGUGGAGGGAAUCACUGCAGUAAAUCUUUUGUUCAACGAUGGAUUUUUGUAUUAUUUUCUUACACUUGUGAUUUGCUUAAAAUCGAUUUACAUCCGGGCUCUCAUAUACCAAUGGAAAAUGGAAAUGAAAAACAAUCAGAAUUGUGUAAUACAUUUACUAACUUGAGUCUGAAUGCAUCUGCAUCAUCAGAUUUUCCAGCAACUACAAAAAAGAGUACAUGGAAGAAAGAAAAACACGCUUCAGAAAGAACAUAUAAAGAAGAACAGCAUCGCAAAAUGCAAUCAAUAGAUCAUCCACUUAUGAUUAUUGAUCACAGUCUUAUUAAUGAAACGUCCCAUAAUCUAUCGCAUACGUCGAUGAAAAAAUCACAAUGUUUACCAGUUGCACAUUCUUAUGGUCUUCAUGCAGCUCCUGUUAUAAAACUAGAUAAUGAUGGUUUUCCUUCUUGGGGAAGAGGUUGUAGGGGUAGAGGAAAAAGCUAUCCAUUUGAACCUAAAUCAGUUGCAUAUUAUCUUCCUGCAGAUACUGUUAUAGAUUCGGAUGAAGACGUUUUCCCUUCUUUGGGGAGAGGUCGCAAAAGUUGACAAAGAAGCCACCCUGUUACAGCUAAGUCAAUCGAUCUUGCUUCAACAAAGUGAAUUCAAAUUUCAAAUGCCUUUGAUUACACUGUCAUCAAAGCUGUCAAUAACAUCAUUGAUGAAGGAAGAUCUACUUUCAUAUUUACACAAGCUAAGAUAUCAGCAUGAGGUAAAGUUAGUCAAAUUUAUCUAACAAAUUCAUUCCUUCAGACCAUUAAAAGUCAUACUUGCAUUGACGAUGUCUACAUUCCAAGCAUUACACAAGUUUGAAGAAAUUAAAUUUAUUGAGUAAUUAAUACUAACGUUUUAAUGACUUAUGUUUUAAAAGCAGAAUUUUAUAUGUUAUAUAAAUUAUUCAUCCUUAUUAUGUGAAUGAUCUACAAAACUGUUGUCUACAUAAUUGCGUAGUGUUUUUUAAUUGUACAUAUUAUAAUUAUUUUAUACAUACAUAGGUAUAAGUAUACCAAAACAAAACUGUGAAUUCAAUGCAUAUAUGAAUGUAUUGGUUUUUAACAAAAGAAAAUGCAAUGUACAAUUGCAAAUGAGCAUUUUAUUUUUAAAUAAUAUUUGAUGUAUUCUUAGAUUAUGUAAAAUAUACAUCCAAUAUUCUUUAUUGAGAAUUUUUAAGAAAAAUAAACAUUUUUAAAAAGCUUA
This is a messenger RNA of Nasonia vitripennis (jewel wasp), 2480 nucleotides long. Its product is annotated as protein maelstrom homolog. The coding region runs from base 333 to 1832 and encodes 499 amino acids. The record is from RefSeq and is a predicted model, not a curated record. Gene Ontology annotation, molecular function: sequence-specific DNA binding. Gene Ontology annotation, cellular component: nucleus; P granule. The transcript has 12 exons. Gene Ontology annotation, biological process: negative regulation of DNA-templated transcription; regulation of miRNA-mediated gene silencing; piRNA processing. Lineage: Eukaryota; Metazoa; Arthropoda; Insecta; Hymenoptera; Pteromalidae.